UUCAUUUCUCAUAGCUGCGGCUAAUUUAUCUUCAAUGGCGAGAGAUCGAGACAACAGGGAGAGGGAAGAUGAGAAAAAUCAACAUAAAGGAACUCAACAGCAGCAGUAUUGGGUAUAAAUGGAGCUUCUCGACUGAGAAACAAAAGCAGCAACAAGAAGCAAUGGAUUUGAGGACUUCUACAACAUCAAUUGAAAUUAGGUCAUCAUAUGGAUCAAUUUCGGUGGUCAAUUGGGUGCCGGUUUAGUUGGUUUUAAGGCAAACAGUGAUAUUUUGGGUGAUUGCUGAAGUCGCAUGUUUCAGUCAUGAUUUCAAGCAGCCAGUGUUAAACUGAGAAGGAAAUGGAGAUGGGUUCCAGGGGUGUUAGUGGUUGACGUUAAAUGGAAUCAGAACUUGAAGGUGUUGUUCGAUUCAAUAUCUGGACUCAAGAUGGCUGAGAUUAUAAAUGGCGAAUGAAAUGAAGGGUGAUACAGUGGAUCUGUAAUGGAAAGAAUUGGUAGAUUUGGGUAGAAUCUGAUGCGGAGAAACAAAUGGGUUUGAUGUUCCAUAACAGCAACAUGGAAUUGAAGAUUGAAAUCAGUACAUUUACAACAAUGAAUUUUUGGGAGUUUUAACUAUUGAUUGAAAUGGGGUCUGUGUUCUAUGGCAAUGUUGGAUGGAUUGAGAUUUUUGGAAAAUUGGUAGUCUGGUCGAGUUCUAGUGAUGACGGUGAAGGAUGGUUUGCACUAUGAACUGUUGGUAUCCAAAGGAGGAAGAAUGAUCAGCAGGGGAAGGAAAGUGGCCAAGUUCAAUGAUGUAUUGAGGUCGAAUUUUGGGGCAAUCCGUGGUUGGCAUUAGGGUCUUCUAUCAACCCAGGUACAAUAUUAUUGCAGACAAGGUUUGUUAUUGCACGACAACUGGAUUACUGCAUCGAUUCAUGGAUGUGGCUGUAUGGAGCUCGGUUCGAAGCUGAUUGACUGAGAGAUUAGAUGGCAGUGAAGAAGAAAGGUGUUGAAUGCCUUGGAAUUCAGUGAGAAUGUGGGUGCAAUGAGAUGGGUAAUUGAAAGGGCAAGGAAUAAGUUGGUGGCUGUUUGGAAGGCUUAUAAGUGGAUGAGACGGGCAGUUUGUGAAGGGUGCAGUUGCCGGACUCAGUUGCAGUUGCCUGGAUUGGGCCUCGCAAUCACAUCCGGUCCUAGUUGAAGUGAGCAGCAGAGCCUACAAAUAACCAGCGAAAGGAGAAGAAAAGGGAGGCCGUAAUUAGGGAAGAAACUAGGGUUUGAGCAUUUCUACUCGCUUUUCAAUUGUUUAGCUUAAUCAUUUACUUUAUCAUUUCUAUGGCUUUUAAGAAAGCUAUGUCUAUCUAAACUCUACAUAAGGGUGAAGGAUGAACUUGUAGGUUAUUUUACUUAUGUUCUUAAACAAUGGUUUCAAAAAUAAAAGCUUAACAUAAUGUUUGUGUUUCUCAAAAUUGGUCUGAUUGUUUUAUGAGUUUUUCAUGUCUUAUGCCAUGUAUAUUUCAUAGUUGAGUUCUAAAACAAUAAUCCAUUUAUAACCUUGGUGAUAUAUGAUUUAUGAUUAUCCUAUGACUAUCCAUGCCUUGUAUGAUUAGUACUUAGGGUUUCUACUUUCUAGGUUGAGAACAAACAUAUUCUUUGAUAAUUCUUCGAUAAAUCUUGAACGUCACAUCUUCUAUGUACUAGCCAGGCUUGUUAUUAUACAUGAGUUAAAUGAGACCUUUGUGGUAGAACAUAAGAAACAUUAGCCUACAACAGAUUUCCGUAACCUUGAAACGUUUAUAUCCUUGAUAACAACCUUCAAUAAUUCGCUUUAGUUCAUUUGUUUGUUUAUUUUGUUCGUAUAAAAAUUCGGAAUUCUUCAUAUUGAAACAUCUUUGACUUGAAAGUAGUGAGUAUCUAUUAGAAUCGUGUUUGACACUCCUCGUUGGAACGAUCCCUAUUUGCCACUAUCCUCGUAUAGUGCACAGUAUACUUGCGGUUAAUAAAAGUUGGUUCUCCGACCCAUCAAGUUUUUGGAACCGCUGCCGGGGAGUGGUUGCAAUACUCUCUUAUUGAUAUCAUCAAUUUUCUUGUCAAAGUUUCUGUACAUAGUGUAUUUUUGUUUUUAUUUUCCUUUAGUUCCUUUUAAGCAGUUUUUCUGAUUUUGUUUAGGUACCUUAGCGAGCUUGAAAAAAAACACACAGCUGGAAUCUCUCAAAAACCGGCAGAAAAGUAAGUACUUGAGAAGCACGCUGAAUUUCUACAAGGUGAGUCAUACAAACUUCUGCAUCUUGUUUGCAUAUGCCAGAUCUACUAAGUGGUUAGGAUAGAGAAAAAUUUGAUCGUCUUGUUAGUGAUAACCCUUUACGCAUGAAGGAAACAGAUGAUGAGGGUACGAACCCUCCGCCUAAAAGUUUGAGAGACUAUAUGUUCCUGAUUAGAGUCUCUCAACUUUCUUGUAUUGUUUUGCCUGCCACCAUGGAAACUUUUGAUAUUAGAGCAAGCACUAUUCAAGCACUUCCUAAUUUCUAUGGUAUGGAGAAUGAAAAUCCUUACUACCACAUUAGAGAUUUUGAAGAAUUGUGUGGUACAAUGAAAUUCAAGUAUUUAGCUGAUGAGUAUCUCAAACUUAGGUUGUUCCCCUUUUCCUUGAAGGAUAAGGCAAAGUCAUGGUUAAAUGCAUUAACUCCUUCAUCAAUUAGUACUUGGGAUGGCAUGAUUAAUCUAUUCUUGUAUAAAUUCUUUCCUAGGCAUAAAACUAUUGUCAUUCGUCAAAAGUUGAAUAGUUUUUCACAACAAGAAGGAGAAUCUCUUUAUGAUUAUUUAGAGAGGUUCCAUGAUCUCUUGCUACAAUGUCCGCACCAUGGAUUUGAUACUCCUAGGCUCACAUUGAUUCUAUAUGAGGGAUUAGAUUUCAAAACAUUGACUAUGGUAGAAUCAUUUUGUGGUGGAAAUUUUCCUGGUAAGACUGCCGAAGAAGGUUAUAAAUUUUUGCAUGAAAUGGCAGAAAAAACACAAGAAUGGGAGGCUAGAGAACCCAUAAGAUCAAUGACUAGUAGCACAGGGGUUCACAUACUUGAAAGUGAAUUGGACUCUGGGGACAAGUUUGCUGAUAUGUUACGAAGAGUUGAGUCGUUAGAAAGAAAUGCUGAAAUUAAGCAUGUUGAGUCUAUUACGCAUACAUCUUCUAUUACUAAUGAUUUUUCUGACCAAAAUUUUUCUAGUUUGGAAGAAAGUAUGAAAUUGUUUAUGCAGGCUACUCAAAGAUUUAUGGCUAACUUAGAGAAACAACUAGAUCAUAUUACUAGCCAGUUGAAUGAGCGAGACAAGGAUCAGUUCCCGAGUGAAAUACAGCUCAACCCCAAGGGUUCUGUUGAGGUAAGCACAUAUGGUGCUAAGCCUACUCAUCAUGUCCAAGCCUUCUAUACCCUAAGAAUUGGACGGGUUGUGGAUAACCAUGUUCGUGAUGCUGAGGAGAAUGUGCAAGAUAGGAACCUGCCUACUAUUACACAGGUUACUCCUUCAACACAAAAAGAAACCGAUGAAACCGAAAAAAGGUUAUAAGGAGUUAACAAAAACUGAAUCAUCAGAUAUUUGCUCAUCUUAUUUUGCCAAGCCUGAUGAACUAGUUUUUCACGGUACUAGUAGUAGUUAUCAAGAUGCUGAUACUGGUCAGUUAAUUCACAAUAAGAAAUUAGAACCAAGAAUUGUUUGCUUAGCUCCUUUUGCCAAGUCCUGCGGUCUUGUGCUAAUUGACAUUGGUAAUGCAUUGCUCCCUCCUAAUCUAAAACCCAAUUGGGAGUCUCCACUGGGAAUCAAAAUUGGUAAACAUUCUGAACUUAUUGUUUAUGGGAGUGGAUUAUUUAUGGAUUCACAUAUCUUUUUGGGUGUUUAUAGUGUUUGCAGGUUCUUAUUUGCAGCUAACCUUAUAUGUUGGAUUCAUCCCCAACUUUUCAGACUUUAUAUAUAUGCUUGGCAGGUUGUUGUGUAUUAUCUUCACUUCGGUUGAGGUUAUUUUCUGUGUGCAAGAAGGGAACAAAUAUCAUUCGCUUCGUAGGAGUCAACUCAUCAGUUUUGUUCCCUUGUACUCUAUCUUCUAUUUUUGUUUGCCUCUUGCAUAUCACGUUUUAGAAUUUCCCACCUUAACUUGACGUUGGAUGACUCAAUUACAUUGAGGACAAUGUAAUGUUUAAGUGCGGGGGAAUGGUCAAGUAUAUAUAGAUUUGUGGUAGUAAUUCACUUUUGUUAG
Papaver somniferum (opium poppy) is the source of this 4222-nucleotide messenger RNA. RefSeq lists its product as uncharacterized. The coding region runs from base 2344 to 3537 and encodes 397 amino acids. Lineage: Eukaryota; Viridiplantae; Streptophyta; Magnoliopsida; Ranunculales; Papaveraceae. The record is from RefSeq and is a predicted model, not a curated record. The transcript has 2 exons.